Messenger RNA from Colletes gigas, 1082 nucleotides. RefSeq names its product replication factor C subunit 2 (gene RfC4). Gene Ontology annotation, biological process: DNA repair; DNA-templated DNA replication. Gene Ontology annotation, molecular function: DNA binding; ATP binding; ATP hydrolysis activity. Lineage: Eukaryota; Metazoa; Arthropoda; Insecta; Hymenoptera; Colletidae. Gene Ontology annotation, cellular component: nucleus; DNA replication factor C complex. The transcript is spliced from 6 exons. The record is from RefSeq and is a predicted model, not a curated record. Bases 27 to 1082 code for a protein of 351 amino acids.
CCGCAUUCCAAACUUAAAUUUUGAAGAUGGCAGGUGUUAAAACCGGCGAAGAAUCAAUGGAUAUAGAAAUUGUACCAUCUACAAGUAGUUUUAAUGUAAAAAAUAAGGAAAAAGAUGCCAAGUUAAAUUUACCAUGGAUUGAAAAGUACAGACCACACGUUUUUUCGGAUAUUGUUGGUAACGAAGACACAGUAUCCAGACUUUCUGUCUUUGCUCAACAUGGAAAUUGUCCAAAUAUAAUCAUUGCUGGACCUCCAGGAGUUGGUAAAACUACAACAAUUUUGUGCUUAGCACGUAUUCUUUUAGGGCAAGCUUUUAAGGAAUCGGUGCUGGAGCUAAAUGCUUCAAAUGACAGAGGAAUAGAUGUUGUUAGAAAUAAAAUUAAGAUGUUUGCCCAAAAGAGGGUCAACCUUCCAAAGGGAAAACAUAAAAUAGUAAUUUUAGACGAAGCUGAUAGCAUGACAGAUGGUGCACAACAGGCAUUGCGCAGAACCAUGGAAAUAUAUAGUAAUACGACUAGAUUUGCAUUAGCUUGUAAUAAUAGUGAAAAAAUUAUUGAACCAAUACAGUCACGUUGUGCUAUGUUACGAUAUGGAAAAUUAUCAGAUGCGCAAGUUUUAACAAAAGUUAUCGAAGUUUGUGGGAAGGAAAAUAUUUCAUACACUGACGAUGGCUUAGAAGCAAUAGUGUUUACUGCUCAAGGUGACAUGAGACAAGCAUUAAAUAAUUUACAGUCAACGUAUAAUGGUUUUGGUCAUGUAAAUAGCGAAAAUGUGUUUAAAGUUUGCGAUGAACCACAUCCAUUACUCGUUAAAGAAAUGCUUGACUUUUGUUCAGAGGGUAGAAUUUGUAAAGCAUAUGGGGUAAUGGAACAUUUAUGGGCAAUGGGAUAUUCUGCAGAAGAUUUAAUUAGUAAUAUAUUCAGAGUUUGUAAAAACUUACCGAUUGAUGAAAAAUUAAAAUUAGAAUUUGUAAAAGAAAUUGGAAUAACUCAUCUUGGAAUAGUAGAUGGAAUUAACAGUUUGUUGCAAAUGAAUAGUCUUUUAGCUCGGCUCUGUAAUGCAGCUGUGCAGCAUGUUUGA